This is a messenger RNA of Megalops cyprinoides (Indo-Pacific tarpon), 1427 nucleotides long. RefSeq names its product mitochondrial transcription termination factor 2 (gene mterf2). Gene Ontology annotation, molecular function: double-stranded DNA binding. The transcript is spliced from 2 exons. NCBI's taxonomy places the organism in Eukaryota, Metazoa, Chordata, Actinopteri, Elopiformes, Megalopidae. Gene Ontology annotation, cellular component: mitochondrial matrix. The record is from RefSeq and is a predicted model, not a curated record. Gene Ontology annotation, biological process: termination of mitochondrial transcription; regulation of DNA-templated transcription. The coding region runs from base 202 to 1338 and encodes 378 amino acids.
AGCUGUUUCGUAUAAUUAGACCUACUAUUUAAUCACUUUAUGGGUGAUACAUGGACAUGAAAAACAGCUUGCUUGCAGUAACUUGCGGAUUCUGGCUCUCAAAGUGUUUCAUGUGAGGAAAGAAAAAUAUAUGCAAUCCGGUGGUGACUGUGAAUAUGGAGCUUUCCGUGGGCGGCUCCGCCACUCUCUGGCUUUGUAGCGAUGUUGCGGGUAGCGACGGCAUCCCUGUGUGUCUAUUGCCGCAGAGCACAAUCCUACCCCCUGGCCAGCAGGGGGCGCUGCUCCACCCCCGGGCCCGGUCUGGAGGAGAAUAAGCUGACAGUGGACGCGCUGUACGACCUGUCGGUGGACAUCCGCAAGAUCCGGAAGCUAAAGGGCUGGGUGCUGCGGCAGAGUCCCGCCUAUGUGCAGGAGACCGCCGCGCUGCUGCGGGAUCUGGGCGCAGAUGGGGCCGUGAUCGCCCGCGUGCUGGAGCAGCACCCCGAGGCCGUCCUCUGCCGCCCCGAGCAGGUGAGGGCCCAGCAGGAGCUGUGGACGUCCGUCUGCCCCAACAACAGGGACCUGGUGGGCAUCAUCGAGAAGUUCCCCGCCUCCUUCUUCACGGUACAUCACCAUGGCAACCAGAAGGCCAAUAUCCAGUACUUCCAGAGCCUUCGCUUGAACAAGCGCAUCAUUGGCAAGCUGAUGGCCAGCGCCCCUCAGAGCUUCAGCCACCCCGUGGAGCGUAACCGGGAGGUGGUGAGCACGCUGGAGGAGGCGUAUCUUAGUCUCGGGGGCGAGCAGGCCAACAUGAAGAUCUGGCUGCAGAAGCUGCUGAGUCAGAACCCCUUCGUCCUCAUGAAGCCCCCCGCAGCCAUCCGGGAGAACCUGGCGUUUCUGCGGGAGAGAGGCUUCAGCAGCACCGAGCUCCUCCGGCUCAUAUCCAAGCUGAGGGGCUUCUUCUCCGAGCUGAGCACAGACAGCAUGAGGGACACAUUGGCCUACUCGCAGGAGGUGCUGCGGUGCUCCGAGGAGGAGCUGAGGGAGACCGUCCUGAAGUGCCCCGCCUUGCUGUACUUCCCCGUGCCCGUCCUGGCUGACCGCUUCAAGGGCCUGCUGAGCGCUGGCGUGAGCAUGGCCCAGAUCAGGGACACGCCCACCGUGCUGGAGCUGACCACUCAGAUCGUGCUGUACCGCAUCCAGAAGCUGCGUUCCUAUGGUUACGAUGUCAGGACAGGCAGCCUGGAGGCUCUGAACGGGACGAAAAAGGAUUUUGAGAUGAGCCACGGCAGACUGCAGCUCCGUCAGGAGCGGCCACUCUUUAACCCCGUCGCGCCCCUGAAGGCGUCAGAGGAGUGACAUUCGAGGGGCAGCUCUGGGACGAAGGCGGGGGUGGGGGGGCUGUCGCCAGCAGGUGGCCCUCUCCCUUCAGAACGAGGGAAACUGCA